AUGACCCGUGCAGAUGCUCCCGCCGUCCCGGGCCUUCAAUCACAUCCACUGGCACCUCCACAACAACACGCACUUCAACCGCAACCCGUCUCUCUUUCAUCGGCGUCAGCACGACCCUUAUCAUCCACAUUUUCGCAACGACUUCCUCCUUUGGCCAUGUCAAUAGGAACAGCGCCGGUGCCUGGCGCUCCUCACUUGCAAAGACCUCCAGGGCUGGGACAGCAACAGUCCAGUACGCGCACGCUCCAGGGCCCGUCCGCGCAGGAUUGGGCCCGCCAUCGAGAUAUCAUCGUCGACCUCUACAGACAGUAUCCCCUCAAGAAAGUAAGCGAUAUAAUGAGGAGUCAAUACAACUUCUCGGCAAGGUAUUUUGGCGUCCCUUCAGUCCGUCUUUAUCAGCUCAAUCAAACAAUCGAUGGCGUCUUCGUUACCAUGUUCUUGUCCCCGUCUCAGCAUGGACACAACAUCUGCACCCCGUCAGAGACACCCUGUCCUGUCCCAUCACUGCACUCACCCAUCGAGUCGCAGCUUUCAUGGGAGCUAGCCGCAUGUGCUGGCUCCACGCCCUGUUGA
Molecule: messenger RNA, 573 nt
Organism: Neurospora tetrasperma FGSC 2508
Lineage: Eukaryota; Fungi; Ascomycota; Sordariomycetes; Sordariales; Sordariaceae
Exons: 1
Coding region: 1-573 (190 amino acids)
Source: RefSeq, a predicted model, not a curated record